Molecule: messenger RNA, 509 nt
Organism: Syzygium oleosum
Lineage: Eukaryota; Viridiplantae; Streptophyta; Magnoliopsida; Myrtales; Myrtaceae
Exons: 2
Coding region: 87-347 (86 amino acids)
Source: RefSeq, a predicted model, not a curated record
GUAGUAGCCUGGUCUGGUCUAUCUCUCGUGACCAACUUGCAUAAUCUUGUCCUGGUCAGGCGAUCUCAGAGAGAGAGAGAGAGAAGAUGUCGUUUAGAGGGAGCUUGUUCUUCUGCUUGCUGCUGCUGCUGCUGCUGCUGCUCCAAGAUUCGGCGACGCUGUGUUGGGGACGGCCCACCGCUGCGCUUGGCAUUGCAUCAGAUUAUGAAGAUGAAUGGAUGGUGGAAGGAAGAUCUUUGAAAGUGAGAUUGAACGACUAUGAUGUUCCAUCGGCGAACCGUAACCAUGACCCUCCAACUCCAGCUAAGAAGGUCAGCAGCGGCAAUCGUGGCGGCAGGAGAGGCUGAUAACGGCUGAACUCUUUCUUCCUUAUUGACAGGAAAUCAAACUUGUAUAACCUUGGGUGUCAGUUUUCAUACAUACUUGAAUCUUCUUCGUUCUACUGGGGGGUGAAAUACAUGAUGCAGUGACUUGUUUGAAAUGUUAUCUUUAUCAUUUUAUUGUUGCAA